Messenger RNA from Thermochaetoides thermophila DSM 1495, 1476 nucleotides. RefSeq lists its product as uncharacterized. The transcript has a single exon. The record is from RefSeq and is a predicted model, not a curated record. The coding region runs from base 1 to 1476 and encodes 491 amino acids. NCBI's taxonomy places the organism in Eukaryota, Fungi, Ascomycota, Sordariomycetes, Sordariales, Chaetomiaceae.
AUGGGAGUCCAACUAGAGCCCCUCAACCAGGGCUUGAGCGAGUACGGCCCGUGGCACUUUCACGACAUCCGCUUUCAGCAGGACCAGCGCGCCGAGCUCGAGGCUGCCCUGCUGCAGACUGCCUCCAUUCCCGGCCUGAACGACACACUGCGCGAGAUCUCGAGGGCCGGUCGGCGGGAAGCUUCCUCGGGCUCGACGCAUCGCGAUGCUAUCAUCCCCGAGGUGGUCCUGUCGGUGUCCAAAACCGCGUCACGACCGCCAUCGCCAGGGCCUUCAACAGGCCACAUUUCACCACCUGCUGAGACAUGGCCUUCAACGCCCCCGACGACACCCACGACGCCCGUGAAGAGCUAUUUGCCUGUUUUACCGGACGCCCCGAACCCAUACUGGACUUUCCGGCAUCUGUCUGUGCCCGAGGGUCCGAUUCUUACUUUUCCACUGGAGAGGGCUUGUGAGCCUGUCAUCCGGCCGAGUCUGAAACGGCGUCGGCCAGACACCGACGUCGACGGCCCUAACACGGCCUCGCUGAGCUGCAAGAAGCGCCGGCUGCUCCGUAACCUGGUCACGUCACGUCUCUCGCAGCCCUUCUCCCUGCCGGCUACGCAUAUCGUCAAUCGCGAAUCGGCAGCAACCGGCGACAAGCGCUUCGCCAAACUGGCGGCCAUGAUGGCUGCCCGGCGGAUGGUUACUACCACACUGGGCCAGCAGCAGCAGAUGCAGCAGCCGAGCCCGUCUACCUGGCUUAGACGGGCUGCUGUGCUAAACCGUUUGCGCCAGAGGGUCUGCGCCGAGGCUGCCGAGCGAGGAGGCAUCCUGGCGACUGCUGACCUAGCUGCCAAGGCAGCUGCUUUCCGGCAGCAGGGCCAGGCGACAGCGACGAUUGUGGGCGGUCGGUAUCUCGUCCAAGACGCUACGCCCAAUCGUCUGGCACCGGGGUCUGCCGUCAGACCAGCCACAGGUUUGCCCCAGCCAACGGCGAUCCCCGUGGUUGUCAGCCCUGUGCCUUGCUCAAACGCUCGACCGAUUCAUCCCUUGACAACAAAUCCCUCACCCUCUUCGUCAGCACAAAUCUCAAAACAAACGCCACCGCCACCCCCAACCGGACCAACCGCCCGCCUGCGCAUCCCCAGCCCGCAGCUUAGGCCGUUGCGAUCCCCUGAGCUUCGCGUUACAAGGCCGUUGGUGCCGCUUGAGCUGGAGGAUUUAUCCAAGCUCGACGAAGGCUCAGUACAAAUACCGGCAUGCCCGCCAUCCGACGAUACAGAUGAUGAUGGCGUUGCAUUCCCAACUUCAGAGCACGAGAGUCGGUAUAUGCAUGAUGAUGAAGAGGAGGUGGGAGUGUAUGCCGACUUUAGUGUUAUAUUUGGGGGAGGGGGAAAUGAUAUCGAGGAAGAGGAAGGGGAGGGAGGUGAUGGCGAGCAUGUGGAGGAUUAUAUGGAUGAUUUGGAUGGGAUUCCUUGGUGUGCAAGGUGUUGA